GGCCGACAUCUGGCACUCUCGGUUAAGCAGCGGCUUCUCAAAAUCGUGGUUUUAACGACUACGGGCCGCAUACAUUGUUUAGCUAACUAUUUGCCACUUUCUAUGCAACCGCUAUGCGCAUUCGGAAUUAGAAAGUAGCGCCAGUAAUUAAGAGAUAACCGUACCGUCGGUGGCUAGCUAGCGGCAGAUCGCAUGUAAUCACAGUAUCGUCGAAAGAAACGUUGCAUUUUUAUGUUUGAAUUUCCCUCGAUAUAAACUCAGCUCUCAUUGGCUGAGAGCUGUCCAGCCGUCGUCACCGCACGACAGCUCGACUUGUUGCUUGUUUGUUGUGUUGGUUUGGUCGCCAUUUUUCUAAUGUGUUAUUUUUCGGUUUUUAAUAUUUUUUCACCUCGUUAGGACACUACCGACUGGUUUUUCUUGUGGUAUAAGGUUUGUUCGAACUUUUCGUGGAUUGUUUGUGUGUGUUUGACAUAUUAUGGCAUUGGCAGUGGCAGAACAAGACAAAUGAAAUGGUAGAAAUAAUAGAGCUGUUAAUAAUAUGCUAUAAUCUUUCAAAGAAGGGAGUACUUAUACAAUACUAAUAUCACUUUUUGAAAGAAGUUAAAAAUGGAGGGCAGAGUUGUUAAAAAACUUAGUAAACGACAACAAAGACGCCAGAUUGCUGCUCAAGUGAAAUGCCUCAUUGAUGAUUGUUCACCUGUUAAAGGGUUUUCUCAACCUCAGGAGAUUCCUGACUCCUCACCUACCCCUGUAAAACAGUUUCUCGAAUCUCAAUAUUAUGUUCCUGACCCCCCAGUUCCUUCCGAGUAUCAAAAUAUAUCGUGUUCCACUAGUGUAGCUUCGAGUUCAAAUGUGACCUCUACAGGAGAACUACAAAUGAUUUCUGACGAGUCAGACUCUGAAUACAUUUUUUCAGAUUCUGACUCUAAUGCCUCCUCGGAUGACUUGGACAGUGAUCCAUUGACUUCUGCCUCAACCUCAUCUUUGACACCUAACUUGGCAAACCCAAGUGCUACAUUUUUAAGAGGGUGGGCCAUUAAAAAUAAUUUAACACACACUUCAAUAACAGAGCUUCUAACAUGGUUUUCCUCAAAUCCAAAUAUUUGUAACCUGCCAAAAAAUGCUCGAACUCUGUUAAAAACUCCAAGGCAAAUUGAUGUAAGGGUAAUAGGAAAUGGGAAAUUUUACUAUAUAGGUUUACAAAAAGAAAUCAAAAGAAUUUUUAGUAAAUAUGAGAGUGAUAGUAGCAUCAAUGAAUUUUUGUAUUAUUUACAUUUCAACAUUGAUGGUUUGCCUUUGCAUAAGAGCACAAAAAAUUGUUUUUGGCCUAUUUUAUGUAGAAUUUCAAAUUAUCCCAGAGAACACCCUUUUGCAGUUGCUAUAUAUUAUGGAACAGGAAAGCCACCUCUUAAUGACUUUUUUAGUGAAUUUGUUAAUGAAGUGUUGGAGUUAUAUCAGAAUCAUUUACAGGUUAAUGGAAAAACUAUUAAAGUAAAAUGUAUGUCAUUUUGCUGUGACACUCCAGCUCGCUCAUACGUUAAAGCGACAAUGGCACACAACUCAUAUCAGGGCUGUGACAAGUGUACUGUCAAAGGACUUUAUGUUAAUAAGAGAAUGGUUUUUUUAAAUUCCAAUGCUCCUCCAAGAACUGAUGAGGAAUUUGUUCACCAAGCCUAUGGUAACUACCAUAAAGGAGUCAGAGUUUAUGUAAUCUUGGUAUUGGUAUGGUAUCUAGCUUUCCUAUAGAUUAUAUGCACUCUGUUUGCCUUGGUGUGAUGAGGAAAUUACUGUUUUUGUGGAGAGAUGGGAGUAGAUUGUAUAGAGUCACUGGGAAUAAGUUCGAAAUGUUAGAAAAUUUAAUAAAAAAUAUAAGUAACUUUUGGCCUGCAGAAUUCAAUAGAAAACCGAGAAGUCUAAGAGAUCUUGAACAUUGGAAAGCCAUUGAGUUUCGACAAUUUCUUUUAUAUAUCACCCCUCUUUUAGGUGAUAUUUUACCAAAGCAAGUCUUUGCCAAUAUUAUGUUGUUAAAGUUUUCUAUUACUAUUCUGCUUGGACACGAUUUAAAUACAAAUCUUAACCAGUAUGCUAAUGAUUUACUGAGAUUAUUUGUAUCACAUAGCAUUCAAAUAUAUGGGCAAGAAUUUUGUGUUUACAAUGUACAUGUUUUAGUCCACCUUGCAAAAGAAGCCAAGUGUUUUGAUACCCUUAAUAAUAUAAAUUGUUUUGCUUUUGAGAACUACCUUGGUAUGCUAAAAAAAAUGAUAAGAAAAUCUCACCAGUGUUUGCCUCAAGUUAUUAAUCGAAUCUUUGAAGGUAGAAUUGAAAAGGAAAAAUUUAAUGAAAAUAACAUAUUCAUUUCUGGUAAUCCUGUGAAAACUGACUUUAAUAAGACUUUCUAUCCUAUACUUAUUUAUAAUAACUGGAAAUUAUCAUGUAAGGCUGGUAAUAAUUGUGCAUUUUUAAAGGACCAAACAAUCAUUUGUAUUGAAUAUAUUUUUGUUAAAUUAGGAAAAAUUUAUAUUACUGGGCAACAAAUGUCUAUUUUAAAACCUUUCUUGACUUAUCCUUGUGAUAGUUCAUUCAUGUCUUGUUACGAGGUUUCACUUAGUGAAACUUCUGUUGAAACUGAUAGUGAAAGCAUACUUUGUAAAGCCUUACUACUACCUACUAAAAAUAACAGAUAUUUGUGUUGUCCUUUUAUUCAUUUUUACUAAUAUAUCUAUCAAUUUUUUUACUUUAAGUACUGCUUAACAUUCAAUGAUAUUAUCUUGUUAAACUCUGUUCUUUAAGAAACAGUGACAGUUCAAAAUGUUAAAUUGAAUACCUUCAACCUACAGUUUUGGAACUAUCAUUGUUUAUUUAAAUAAAUAAUACACUUUAUGAUUAUAUACCAUGCAUGUUUUGUUUUGUUACUGUUAAGUAUCGCAAUUAAUAUUCCCAUUAAUAUUUCCUAAAAUGUCAAAUAUAGUGGAUAAGUGAGGGGAGUAUACUUAUAUUAUGCUAGGUUUUUAACAAAUUUCUACAAAGUAAUAUUUUUGCCAACAAAGUAAACUUUUUUUUGAAAAUGUACUUAAUUUAAAUUUUACUAAAAGUAGGUUUGUAUUACUUAACAGGGAAUAUGUAAUUGUGGAUUUCCCCGAAGAGUCCAGUGAGGGAAUAAUAUCGAUGGCUCUCAUUUCAAGCACAUGGAUAUUUGAAAAGCAAGGAGCCCUUUAUUGCUAUUGGCCUUCCUACUUAAAAUCCACACUAAGUAGAGAAAAAACGGUCAAAAACCAUCUUCCACUUGUCAAGGAAAAAUGUGUGGAGUGUCAGGUUAUUGUAAAAUAUCAUGAUGUUAAUUAUGACAAGACUGUUUGGAAACUAAGGAAGAUGGAAGUGGAAGAGUCGCAGUCGGAGCUGGAAUCUGAGUUGGAUAAUGCUCCCAGCAGUGGUAAAAAGUCUCGGCAGGUGUUAAAGAAAAAUGAUUAUGUUUAUUACGAUAGUGAUGAAAAUGAUGAGGAUGAGUUACCCCCGCCACCGAAAUUUCCUCCUAAGAAAAAAAUUGCAAACUUGGAACCUGUUCGAGAACUUUACUUAAGUCCUGAACCAGAUCAAAACGAAGGGUCCAAAAAAAAUGUAACAACCUUCCAACAGUUAUUGCAACCUGUUCCAGAAGUCCAGUGUAAUUUAGGCCCAUCUGAAGCUAGUUCAUAUACACAGGCUAGUUCUAGAAAGGAAGGGUCAUUCACACGUUGUUGCUGUGAAAAAAAUAAAAAUAUUUUGGAGCGUAUCCUCCGAGAUAUUACCAUUAUUAAAACGGACCUUAAAAACUUGACCAUAAGAAGCAACAAUGACAAAGUAACAAAUAAUAUGGAAACUUUGGAUACCGAACUGAUGAACUUCAAAAGUUACAAUGAAAUCUAUGAUUUUGGAACUAAACUGGGAAAUGAUCAAGAGUUUUAUAAUAGAAUGUUAACUUUACUAAGUCUUUUGGGUGGUAAAGACUACCAAGAGUGUACCAGGAGAAUAUUGGGGACCUUGUUAAACCACGAAUUAGCUAUCAAAGUAAACUGGAUAGGGGCCAAUGACAAGGGUAGUUUUCAGAAGCUGCCCUACGUUCUUAAAUUGAUUUAUGGUGCAGUUAGAAGAAACUCUAUGUGCAGUAAUGCAACUAAUUCGGAAAUUGACCAGGCAAUAAAAAAUUGGAUAAAAAACGCAGCAGACCGAGAAGGCGGCCGAGCUAACCGAAAAAAAAAACAAAAUUAGAAAUUAAAUUCAAAUUUCACUCAGAAACCCAUGCUAAGUAUUAAACCGACUUCCACUUAUAAUGCAUACCAAUUCAAAUUCAAAAAGGUAAGAAGUUUAAAUACUUUUCUGACCGAAUCCAGCACCAAAGAAGCCUAUUAUUAUACAUAUUGGUUUUAAACUUCACUGCGAUUUUUUAGCAGAAUAAUGUGUACCUAUAUUUAUUUUAUGUUAGGUUAUUUUAAGUUGUUUUGUUAAGUUUUUUUUUGGUAUUAUAUCCCUAUCAUUCUGCUAGUUCAUGUUCUGUAUACAUGGUGACUGUCAUUUUCACAAAUUAUAUACAAAACAAUAAAACUAUGUAUAAAAGUUGUUCUUUCAAACAUUUUA
Messenger RNA from Sitophilus oryzae (rice weevil), 4611 nucleotides. RefSeq lists its product as uncharacterized. Bases 3166 to 4245 code for a protein of 359 amino acids. The transcript is spliced from 7 exons. The record is from RefSeq and is a predicted model, not a curated record. Lineage: Eukaryota; Metazoa; Arthropoda; Insecta; Coleoptera; Curculionidae.